Habropoda laboriosa is the source of this 1206-nucleotide messenger RNA. RefSeq names its product odorant receptor 47a-like. Gene Ontology annotation, biological process: detection of chemical stimulus involved in sensory perception of smell; sensory perception of smell. The record is from RefSeq and is a predicted model, not a curated record. The coding region runs from base 1 to 1206 and encodes 401 amino acids. The transcript is spliced from 5 exons. Lineage: Eukaryota; Metazoa; Arthropoda; Insecta; Hymenoptera; Apidae. Gene Ontology annotation, molecular function: olfactory receptor activity; odorant binding. Gene Ontology annotation, cellular component: plasma membrane.
AUGAAAGAACUCUCUAAAGCGUCGAUCGAUUAUUAUAUACUACCGAACAAGAUCUUUUGUAGUAUAGCUGGAAUGUGGCCUAUCGACGAGAAAAGUUCAACGCGUAGCAAACUAUUCGCAUACUUCCGUCUGAUAUUCGGAUUAACGGCAAUCAGUAGUGUCUUCGUGCCAGAAAUUAUGGCGAUAGUGUGGAAUUGGGGUGACAUAAGAAUCUUGGCAGGAGUAGGAUGCGUUUUAACAACAGUCGGACAGUUAUUAUUCAAAAUGAUUUACCUAAUAGCGAGAAGGGACAAAACGUACAAGCUUUGCAACGAAAUACGUGAUCUAUGGGAUUCAUCCGAUGAUCCAAAAGAAAGACAGUCCUACGAAGAGCUCGCUCAUUGGGCAAGAAACCUUACGAUAAUCUUUUACUCGUCCUGCAUGUGCAACGUGUUCACAUUCACGAUUGCCGCAGCCUUCGAUUAUUUCACGAUCGAAUACAGCGUCAGCGAUGCUGAUAAAAGUCGACACUUGCCCUUCGAAGUCUGGUAUGGAAUAGACAUCACACCGUCUCCUCGCUUCGAGAUCGCUUUCCUUUGUCAAAUCGUAGCAUCUAUGAUCUGCGCAGCCGCGAUCUCAGGCUUGGACGCGACGUUUAUGACCACGAUUCUACACGUGUCUGGUCAAUUCAAAUUGAUCAACAGAUGGAUCAGUAAGAUUGGAAUAGAGAUAAAUAUCGAGCCCGAUUAUCCGCGAAAAUUAAAAGCGAAUCUGAUCAAAUGCAUUCGCCAUCACCAACGAAUGAUAAACGUUGUGAACGACGUGAAUAAUUUAUUAACACCCAUCAUUUUCAUGCAACUUCUUACGAGCGGAAUAGAGAUUUGUUUGAGUGGAUUCGCGGUGAUCGAUAACGGCACCGGUACCGAUCUUCUCAAAUUUGUGUCUUAUUUAACCUCGAUGGGGGUGCAACUUUUGCUAUGGUGUUGGCCUGGUGAAAUUCUCGUUCAAGAGAGUUUAGAAAUAGGUCAUGUAGUCUAUCUAAAUAUACCAUGGUACAAUUUACCACCGAUUUAUCAGAAACAACUUUGCCUGAUGAUCAUUAGGGCCCAACAGUAUUGCAGCAUUACGGCAUUAACGUUUCAAACGUUGUCUAUUCACACGUUAACAGCCGUAUUCAAUACAGCUGCUUCGUAUUUUACUUUGCUGCGACAAAUGCAGCAAACGUAA